Molecule: messenger RNA, 2068 nt
Organism: Polypterus senegalus (gray bichir)
Lineage: Eukaryota; Metazoa; Chordata; Cladistia; Polypteriformes; Polypteridae
Product: zinc finger protein 436-like
Exons: 3
Coding region: 187-1242 (351 amino acids)
Source: RefSeq, a predicted model, not a curated record
UGCGACGGCUACUGAAGCCACGCUGCCAGUGUUUCUCUUUGUGAAACACUUAGGAGUCAAGAUUGUUGCUGAGUGAGACAUAAGUGACAACGAGUUUAGAAACAAUCCAAUCGCUAAGAGGCAGACAGUAAGUGCUCUGGAUUUUGAGGAUAGAGAGAAAAACCUGCCAUUUACUGUAACGUUUAAAUGGAUGUGAAAGAGGAGAUGUGUGAGGAUGACCUGAAUAUCAUGGAGGAGAGAACUGUAAAUGUUAAGGAGGAGGACUGUGAGUGGGAGACUGUCCACCACAAACAGGGGAGUCUGGACAUUAAGGAAGAGGACAGUGAACUAGAGUCAGUAAAUAUUAAAGAGGAGAAUGAAGAGGAGUGUGUCAGCACUGAGAUACACAACUGUAGGAGUAUGGACAGUGUCAAGGAAGAUGACCUUCAUUAUGGAGAUCAAGAUGGAGCAGUGACCGGGUUAUUCUCUUCUCAUAGCAGACACUCUUCAUCUCCGGAGUCUUCUGUCAGUGUAAAAUAUGAAACAUUACAGCCUGACAGAAAGACAACUGAAGAAAUUUCAUUUCCUAGAACUGAGGAAGGUCAGCCUAAGACAUCAUCUAAAAUAAGAAUCAAACUUCACUGCUGUUCUGAAUGUGGCAAACAGUUUUCAAUAAGAUGUAACCUUCAGAGCAACAGAAGACUUCACACAGGAGAGAAGCCAUAUUGCUGCCUUGAAUGUGAUAAACAAUUCUCUCUGAGCCAGCAAAGAAUUAACACACGAGAGAAGCCGUAUAACUGUUCUGAAUGUGGUAAAAAGUUUACACAGAGAUGCCAUCUUCAGAGCCACCAAAGAAUCCACACGGGGGAGAAGCCAUAUUGCUGCCCAGAAUGUGGAAAACUAUUCUCUAACAAUAGUAAUUUUCAAGUACACAUUAAAAUUCACUCCGGAGAGAGGCUGUAUUGCUGCUCUGAAUGUGGCAAAAAGUUUUCAAGGAGAAGCCAUCUUCAGAGCCACCAAAGGGUUCACACAGGGGAAAAGCCGUAUGACUGUUCUGAAUGUGGUAAACAGUUUUCAGAAAGAAGCCAUCUUCAGAACCACCAAAGAAUUCACACAGGGGAGAAGCCAUAUUGCUGUUCUGAAUGUGGAAAAAUGUUUUCACGGAAAAGCCAUCUUAAGAACCACCAAAGAAUUCACACAAGAGAGAAAAAAAUGACAGAAACUUCCCCACCUUGUCUACAGAUGAACACAGUACAAUGCUAAGCAGCAGAAUAAAGAAUUCAAAAAGUUCGAUGAAAACAAAACAAAACAAAAAAAAAAACUAGUUGGGGAAACUACAAGUAAAGUGGUAAAUACAAUGCUCACCUCUAUCUGCUUCAUGUGUAAACAGAACUUACUCAUGCAUGGCUUAUUAGGGGCGAACUAAGACCAAAAGAUGUACGCUUCAUCAUAGAUGAAUAAAACAGUGGCUUGGACACAAAGUGGUUCAGAUCAAAUUUAAAAAAAAAAAAAAAAAUAACCCAUAAUUGUCACUACUGCCACAAAGAACUAUAAACAGUCACACAUCUCAUUGCUGGUUGUGGGGUACUGAUUGCUGAAGGAUUUUACACUGCACAACACCACAAAUUGCCCAGGCUCAUUCGCUGGAAACUCUGCAAGAAUACUACUUUCCAGCACCAGAAAGACACUGGGACCACAACUCACACCGCACAAUGGAAAAUGAGGAGGUGCAGGUCACUUAUAGCACAGCAAUACUGACUGACUGAAAAACAGAGGCCGGAAAACCAGAUGUAAGAAAUCCUGGAUAACAGAAGUAUUAGUUCCUAGUAACUAUUCAGUCCUAAGAAUGGAGAGGCAAGAAAGAAACAAAAUACCAAGAAAUGUCUUCUGAGAUAUGCCAAAUGAAAUGUGGACCAAAAAAUAAAAACGGAAGGAGUGCCUGUUGUUCUAGAAUAAAGAGGACUGAUAAAGAAAAACUUUCAUUCCCAAGUUGACAAAUUACAAUAACUCCUUAUGACCUGUGUGGAAAAAUACAAAACAGCUUGAUCAAUUUGGUGUGCGUGACAAGAGCCAUGCAGACCACUGCUUG